AUGAACGGAAUACUAGGCACCGCGCCUCCUGGCACACUAUACGUCCGAGCCCUAUACGAUUAUGAAGCAGAUGAUCGAACAAGUCUGAGUUUUCAUGAAGGAGAUGUCAUCCAGGUCAUCACGCAGUUGGAGAGUGGAUGGUGGGACGGUGUGAUCAAUGGGGUCCGCGGCUGGUUUCCAAGUAACUAUUGUCAGAUCAUCACGAACCCUGAGGAAAUUCCCGAGAUGCAAAAUAUCGAUGGAGACAAUGGUGACGACGAGCUGGAAGAUCAAGUAGUAUACGAAGAGGAGUUUGGAGAUGGAGAUCAGUCAGACCAAGAUGAUUUCAACGGACUACCCCUCGAGGGCACGAGGACCUCUAGAAGAUCUGGCGCCGACUUCUGGAUACCACAGGCUACGCCGGAUGGUAGGCUAUUCUACUAUAACACCAUGACCGGGGAGAGUAGCACGGAACUCCCGCUCGAAUCUCCCACUUCAUUCAACGAAAACGGACCCCGAGAUCGGAUAAAUGUGAACAUGGUAGAGAAGACGAGGGUACCUCCGGAAAUGAUGGCAAGAGGCUUAAUGCAAGAUGAAGAUGAGGACUCGGAGGCAACAUCAGCAUCGGAGCUCGACGGCGAAUUACUCAUGAAAAGCUCGAUGGGGUCCUUACCACCACGACGUCGUGCCUUCGGUAGCGAUAGCGUCGGGGUCUCUCCUUCACCAUCCAUGGAUUCUAUCAAUGGUUCGCAAGGAACACGAUCACGAGCUGACACUUAUAUCAACACUCAUCUCGCAAUGUCUGCAAGUGCUAGCCAAUUACCAACAUUGGCAUCCGCCACCUCUUUUACAGGUACCAGUUUUAAUCUUCCACAAGCGGCGCAAAUCCCCCGCUCUUUUUUCGACGAUGGUGCUACACAGCCUUUAUCAUGGAAUCUUCUUGUGGCGAAUAUGAAGCGUGCUAUCGACCGCUACCGAGAUGCGAUCACGACAAAUAACCGAUCGGAAUACGUUGCGCGCGCAGAGGAUAUUUCCGAUCAUUUGCGAUUGCUCCUAGCUGCUGGUUCGGGUACGACCGAUAACCACUCUGGGCAGCCUUCCAUCAUCUCCACAAACAAGGCGCUUUAUCCCCAUUUCCGAGACAUGAUGUCAAAGUUUUCCAAGCUUGUUAUUUCGUCCCAUAUAGCCGCUGCCGACUGGCCCAACGCCGAGUCUGUCCAAAAAUGUAUGCAAGAAGCCGACGGUGUACUCGGAGGCGUUUUCAGUUUUGUCGAGGUCGCUAGACAACAAAGAGGCGAGGAAAUCCCACGAUUAUUCCCUGGCUUCGUGAUAGGCAGUGCAGCCGGAGGAAGCUGGCAGAACAACGGACUUGGGCCUCGCGAUCCCAUUACAUCAAAUUUCUUGGAGGAUGAUGAAGGGUUCGCUGAGCCUAGCGCAAUCCUUGACGGCAAACUUCUCGAGCGACUUGACGAGUAUAAGAGGAUGCUAGUUUCUAGCAUUAGGGAACUGGAAAAGAACCUGGGCGUAUCUGAUAAAAUUGUGUCUCCCUAUAAACACGAGCUCAUUGGCAACAAUGUCUGCAUUGCCGGAGGAAGAGUUUUAGAAAUGUUCAAGCCGUGGAUUGCGAUGAUCGAGUCCAUCGACCUCUCCUCUCUAGGGAAUACCUUCCAAACUCCUCAACUUGCCGACUUCAGCACCAACAAGCAAAGUCUUUAUGACAACGUAUCCGACCUGGUUCUAGGAUGUCAAGCUGUUGCGGGUCCUCUUGGUGACGAGUGGGCUGAGGUGCGUGGAGAGUCGUUGGAAGGCAGGUUAGAGUAUGUCAGGCAAUGCGCGAGAGCUUUGGAACAAAACUCCUCCCAUAUCGGCUUUUCUCUCCAACUUCUCUCUGAACAAGUACAAAUCAACAUGCAGCAGCAACUUGAGGCUCGCAUGCGGGAAGAUAACAUACCGAGGGAACAACCCCGAAGAGAUACAAUGCCCUCUUUUGACUCGAUACAUACACGCUCGGGAUCUCGCGGUAAUUUAUUAGAUGUUAGGCCUCCUCUCAUGGGCUCCGCAUCUUAUACCGAGGGUGAAGCUGCACCAAAUAUUCAUAGAAAAGCUGGUGAUCCUUCCAAGCUCAAGCGAAUUUUGGGAGAGACCUCCAUCCCUCAAGGUGCCGUCCAACAAACCGAAGAAACACCGGCCUUCUUACGACUUGAUCUCGAAAAUGAUCUAUCCUGGGAUCUCAAGACAUCACCACCUGCAGUCAAGGGUGGUUCAUUACUAGCCCUGGUUGAGCAAUUAACAAGACACGAUAAGGCGGACUCAAGCUUUAACAACACAUUCCUUCUAACAUAUCGAUCCUUCACUACAGCACGGGAAUUAUUCGAGCUUUUAGUACAACGCUUCAGUAUUCAACCGCCGGAGGGGCUGAGCACUAUUGACUACGAUGUCUGGAGGGAUCGAAAGCAGAAAUUGAUUCGAUUCCGUGUGGUAAAUAUUAUCAAGAGUUGGUUCGAGAACUUCUGGAUGGAGGAGCCGAACGACGAGACAAGGCAGCUCAUACGCGAUGUAUACGCAUUCGCAAGAGACACUGUCAAAUCUACUGAAACUCCCGGCGCCAACAAUCUUAUGGCUGUAUUAGACCAGCGAUUGAGCGGCAAAGAGAUCUCAUCUAAGCGCUUAAUUCAAACAUUUGCGAACAACGUACCGCCGCCGAUCAUGCCGAAGAAUAUGAAGAAACUUAAGUUCCUUGACAUCGAUGUUACUGAAUUCGCGCGACAAUUGACAAUCAUUGAGUCGAGGCUGUAUGGUAAGAUCAAGCCAACAGAAUGUCUCAACAAGACCUGGCAGAAGAAGGUUGGCGAAAAUGAGCCAGAACCAGCACCUAAUGUCAAGGCACUUAUUCUACAUUCUAAUCAAAUGACAAAUUGGGUUGCGGAGAUGAUUCUAGCCCAAAUGGAUGUGAAGAAGCGAGUGAUUGUCAUCAAACACUUCGUUUCAGUCGCUGAUAAAUGCCGGAGUCUCAAUAACUUCUCUACUUUAACAUCAAUCAUAUCCGCCCUUGGAACUGCCCCUAUUGCUCGUUUGAAGCGAACAUGGGAUCAAGUUCCAGCUCGAACUCAAGCCGUCUUGGAGACGAUGCGACGCUUAAUGGCAAGCACGAAAAAUUUCGGAGAGUACAGAGAGGCUCUGCAUGCUGCUAACCCCCCAUGCAUUCCUUUCUUUGGUGUCUAUCUUACCGAUCUUACUUUCAUUGAGGACGGUAUUCCCUCAAUUAUCAAGAAGACCAAUUUGAUCAACUUCGCCAAACGUGCAAAAACUGCCGAAGUCAUCCGUGAUAUUCAACUAUACCAAAACUCACCGUACUCGCUUCAACCCGUGCUGGAGUUACACGAUUAUAUCCUCAGCAAUAUGCAAGCUGCCGGAGAUGUGCACGAGAUGUACGAUAAAAGUUUGAUAGUAGAGCCUCGUGAGCGUGAAGACGAGAAGAUCGUAAGAGUCCUGGCCGAGUCUGGUUUCCUAUGA
Hypoxylon trugodes is the source of this 3492-nucleotide messenger RNA. RefSeq names its product ras GEF. The transcript is spliced from 5 exons. NCBI's taxonomy places the organism in Eukaryota, Fungi, Ascomycota, Sordariomycetes, Xylariales, Hypoxylaceae. Bases 1 to 3492 code for a protein of 1163 amino acids. Gene Ontology annotation, cellular component: plasma membrane. Gene Ontology annotation, molecular function: protein binding; guanyl-nucleotide exchange factor activity. The record is from RefSeq and is a predicted model, not a curated record. Gene Ontology annotation, biological process: Ras protein signal transduction; positive regulation of GTPase activity.